AAGGCAGCAAAGGCCAUGACAGAAGCCUGGGAUGUGGCUGCAUUUGCUGCCCGCCGGCUCAAUGACGAUGAUGAAACCACUAGAGACAGUGUGUUUAUUUACACCAACAGCAACAAUACUCGUGGCCCUUUUGAAGGUCCAAACUAUCACAUUGCACCACGAUGGGUCUACAACAUCACAUCUCUCUGGAUGAUCUUUGUGGUCAUUGCCUCAGUCUUCACCAAUGGUUUGGUAUUGGUGGCCACUGCCAAAUUUAAGAAGCUACGGCAUCCACUCAACUGGAUUCUGGUGAACUUGGCAGUAGCUGAUCUGGGUGAGACAGUUAAUGCCAGCACCAUCAGCGUCAUCAACCAGAUCUUUGGCUAUUUCAUCCUUGGCCAUCCCAUGUGUGUGGUGGAAGGAUAUACAGUGUCUGCUUGUGGCAUCACAGCUCUCUGGUCUUUGGCCAUUAUCUCCUGGGAGCGCUGGGUUGUUGUCUGCAAGCCUUUUGGAAAUGUCAAGUUUGAUGCCAAAUUGGCCAUGGUUGGUAUUGUCUUCUCCUGGGUGUGGUCUUGUUCCUGGACAGCACCACCCAUCUUUGGCUGGAGUAGGUACUGGCCGCAUGGUCUGAAGACAUCGUGUGGUCCAGAUGUAUUCAGUGGCAGUGAUGACCCUGGUGUUCAGUCUUACAUGAUUGUGCUCAUGAUCACCUGCUGCUUCAUCCCACUGAGUGUCAUCAUUCUCUGCUACCUUCAAGUGUGGCUGGCUAUCCAUGCAAUUGCUGCCCAGCAGAAAGAGUCAGAAUCUACACAGAAAGCUGAGAGGGAAGUGUCAAGGAUGGUGGUGGUCAUGAUCCUUGCCUAUUGCUUCUGCUGGGGACCAUACACAUUCUUUGCCUGUUUUGCUGCUGCCAACCCAGGAUAUGUCUUCCACCCCCUUGCAGCUGCCCUACCUGCCUAUUUUGCAAAGAGCGCCACCAUGUACAAUCCUAUUAUCUAUGUCUUCAUGAACAGACAGUUCCGUAACUGCAUAUUGCAACUCUUUGGCAAGAAGGUAGAUGAUGGCUCUGAAGUCUCCUCCACCUCCCGUACUGAGGUCUCCUCUGUCUCUAACUCUUCUGUAUCACCAUCAUAA
Messenger RNA from Rhineura floridana, 1113 nucleotides. Its product is annotated as red-sensitive opsin. Gene Ontology annotation, cellular component: membrane; photoreceptor outer segment. The coding region runs from base 16 to 1113 and encodes 365 amino acids. The record is from RefSeq and is a predicted model, not a curated record. NCBI's taxonomy places the organism in Eukaryota, Metazoa, Chordata, Lepidosauria, Squamata, Rhineuridae. The transcript is spliced from 6 exons. Gene Ontology annotation, biological process: visual perception; phototransduction; G protein-coupled receptor signaling pathway. Gene Ontology annotation, molecular function: G protein-coupled receptor activity.